Messenger RNA from Anopheles arabiensis, 474 nucleotides. RefSeq lists its product as uncharacterized. The transcript is spliced from 3 exons. NCBI's taxonomy places the organism in Eukaryota, Metazoa, Arthropoda, Insecta, Diptera, Culicidae. The coding region runs from base 1 to 474 and encodes 157 amino acids. The record is from RefSeq and is a predicted model, not a curated record. Gene Ontology annotation, molecular function: nucleic acid binding.
AUGUUCAACAAGAAGCUUGGUCACAAGGAUGGCUUCCUGAACUGCAUCGACAAAGGAGAUACACCACUGCAUACCCUGCAUAUGGAUCAUGUCGGACCAAUGGACGCGACAGCGAAACAGUAUAAGUACGUGCUAACGACGACCAGCGGAGAGGAAACGUUGCGGAAGCUGGAGGUAUGGUCAUCGAUCUUCGGCAACCCGGCGCGCGUCAUCAGUGAUCGGGGAUCGGCAUUUACAUCGCAGAUAUUCAGCGAGCAUCUGAAGAAAAAUGGUAUCGAUCAUGUCGUGAGUACUACUGGGGUGCCAAGAGAACAAUGGGGUAACGAUAUUGUUUCGUUCAUCGACGAUUGCAAAUUCACUGUGGUGUACCUGUUGAGAACAAAGGCGGAGGUUUACCAGAAAUUCCGUGAGUAUGAGGCCAUGGUGUGUAAAGUUUGGUGCGCCGAACUUCGAUGCGACAACGGUGGCGAAUAA